Arachis stenosperma is the source of this 2659-nucleotide messenger RNA. Its product is annotated as dolichyl-diphosphooligosaccharide--protein glycosyltransferase subunit STT3A. The transcript has 23 exons. Lineage: Eukaryota; Viridiplantae; Streptophyta; Magnoliopsida; Fabales; Fabaceae. Gene Ontology annotation, cellular component: membrane. Gene Ontology annotation, molecular function: oligosaccharyl transferase activity. The coding region runs from base 189 to 2519 and encodes 776 amino acids. The record is from RefSeq and is a predicted model, not a curated record.
CCAUCUCAAAAUCCCACUCUCAGACUCUCAGGUUCUCACAACCACCUCUCACUCUCUCUGGCUCUCAAACCUUGCCUGCCGCCGUCGCCCUUCCCCGGUUAUCGCCAUCGCCUCGCCUCGCCUCUACCCUCGGAUUCACUCUCAACCCUCGGGUCGCCUCGCCGCCGGCUCCUUUCUCUUGGCCGUCAAUGGCGGCCUCCGAUGCCCCCAACGGUGAUGUCCUCAUCAGGAACGCCUUCGGAAGCGUGCUCGCAUUUCUCAUCCUGCUCCUGAUCGGUGUUCUCGCCUUUUCGAUCCGUCUCUUCUCUGUUAUAAAGUAUGAGAGUGUCAUUCACGAAUUUGAUCCAUAUUUCAAUUAUAGAGUCACACAGUUUUUGACAAAAAAUGGGAUAUAUGAUUUCUGGAACUGGUUUGAUGACCGAACCUGGUAUCCUCUUGGUCGUGUAAUUGGUGGGACUGUCUAUCCUGGUCUGACCUUGACAGCAGGAACCUUAUAUUGGUUUUUGCAUUCCUUGAACAUCCCCCUCUCUGUAGAAACUGUCUGUGUGUUUACUGCACCUAUUUUCUCUGCCUUUGCUUCAUGGGCAACUUAUCUUCUGACAAAGGAGAUUAAGGGUGUUGGAGCUGGCUUGACAGCAGCUGCUCUUUUGGCCAUGGUCCCUUCAUAUAUAUCUCGAUCAGUGGCUGGAAGCUAUGAUAAUGAAGCUGUGGCUAUAUUUGCAUUGAUCUUCACUUUCUAUCUCUAUAUUAAGACACUAAAUACUGGAUCCCUCUUUUAUGCAACUUUGAAUUCACUAUCAUACUUUUAUAUGGUUUGCUCAUGGGGAGGGUACACUUUUAUCAUUAACCUUAUUCCAAUGCAUGUACUCUUGUGCAUAGUUACUGGUCGCUAUUCUUCACGGCUGUACAUUGCAUAUGCACCUCUUGUUAUAUUGGGCACACUGCUGGCUGCCCUGGUGCCUGUUGUUGGGUUUAAUGCUGUAAUGACAUCAGAGCAUUUUGCAUCAUUUCUGGUUUUUAUUAUCAUCCAUGUGGUGGCUCUUGUGUACUAUAUCAAAGGGAUUCUUUCCCCAAAAAUGUUCAAAGUAGCUUUGGCACUAGUUGUUUCCAUUGGCCUGGCAGUGUGUUGUGCAAUGGUAGCAGUAAUAAUAGCCCUUGUAGCUUCUAGCCCAACAAAGGGUUGGAGUGGAAGAAGUUUAAGUCUACUUGAUCCUACCUAUGCAAGCAAGUAUAUACCAAUCAUUGCUAGUGUUAGCGAGCAUCAGCCACCUACUUGGCCUUCUUACUUUAUGGAUAUAAAUGUGUUGGCAUUCUUGAUUCCAGCUGGCAUAAUUGCUUGCUUUUCACCCCUUUCUGAUGCAAGCUUGUUUGCGGUACUCUAUAUUGUACUAUCAGUAUAUUUUUCUGGAGUCAUGGUUCGCCUGAUGCUUGUGCUUGCUCCUGCGGCUUGCAUCUUAUCUGGAAUCGCUCUUUCUCAAGCUUUUGAUGUUUUCACACGAUCAAUUAAGUUUCAGCUACCAAGCCUAUCAGAUCAUUCCCAUAUUGAUGCAAGGGAUGCCAGUUCUGAAAAUGUUGUGCUGGAUGACACAAUAAAGACAGAUAAAAACGAGGAUACACCAAAGGAACGGAUGACAAAAAGGAGCAAGAAGAAGGAAAAGGAGCCUGUGGAAAAGCCUCCAACCAAGUUCCAAAUUAAGAAGAGGCUUUCGGUCUUGCCCUUUGAGGCAUCCAUCAUUGCUGUUAUCUUACUUGUCUUGCUGGUUGCCUUCUAUGUGGUUCACUGUGUAUGGGCAGCAGCAGAAGCUUAUUCAGCACCUUCUAUUGUUCUAACCUCACAUUCAAAUGAUGGACUUCAUGUUUUUGAUGAUUUUAGAGAGGCUUAUGCUUGGUUGAGUCAUAAUACAGACGUAGAUGAUAAAGUGGCAUCUUGGUGGGAUUAUGGAUACCAAACAACUGCCAUGGCUAACCGAACUGUGAUUGUUGACAAUAAUACUUGGAAUAACACACAUAUUGCUACUGUUGGCACUGCCAUGUCUUCUCCAGAGAAGGCAGCUUGGGAAAUUUUCCACUCCUUGGAUGUCAAAUAUGUUCUUGUUGUCUUUGGAGGACUGGUUGGCUAUCCUAGUGAUGAUAUUAACAAGUUCCUGUGGAUGGUUCGUAUUGGAGGGGGUGUCUUCCCGCACAUAAAGGAACCAGAUUACUUAAGGGAUGGUCAGUAUCGAAUUGAUUCUAUGGCCACACCAACUAUGUUAAACUGCCUGAUGUAUAAACUUUCGUACUACAGAUUUGUGGAGACAGAUGGUAAGGCCUUUGACCGAGUGAGGCGGACAGAAAUUGGCAAGAAAUAUUUCAAACUUACCCAUUUUGAAGAGGUAUUCACAACUCACCAUUGGAUGGUUCGGAUUUACAAGUUGAAACCUCCAAAGAACAGGAUUCGGGGAAAGAACAAAAAAUCAAAAUCGAAAACAAGCUCAACGACCACCUCGAAAAGAAAAGGAACAAGAAGAAACCCAUUUUAGCUUAUAAAUGACAUACUUAAUUGCUUAAGCACUUGUUUCAUGUAUACAAGGUUCAUCGAGAGAUUUUGCAGAAAAAUUAGCGAGUCUGUCAUGAGUAUGGAAUGAUCAAUGAAAGAUUUGGAAUUAGUUUUCUAGUUGAA